Molecule: messenger RNA, 8387 nt
Organism: Oncorhynchus keta (chum salmon)
Lineage: Eukaryota; Metazoa; Chordata; Actinopteri; Salmoniformes; Salmonidae
Exons: 9
Coding region: 1-7821 (2606 amino acids)
Biological process (GO): regulation of transcription by RNA polymerase II
Molecular function (GO): DNA-binding transcription factor activity, RNA polymerase II-specific; RNA polymerase II cis-regulatory region sequence-specific DNA binding
Source: RefSeq, a predicted model, not a curated record
AUGUGUUUCAGGAGCUACUGUGACAGUCUUGCCUACCACCCACUGAGUGCUGCAGACUUUGGAAAGAUCAUGAAGAACGUGUUUCCCAACAUGAAGGCUCGCCGCCUGGGCAUGAGAGGCAAAUCUAAGUACUGUUAUAGUGGACUGAGGAAGAAAGCUUUUGUUCACAUGCCUUCUCUGCCCAACCUGGACUUACAAAAAUCAGGCGACGGGUGUGAGUCGAUGGAGCCGUCGUCGGGCCAGUCUCCCUGUGCGGAGGAUGAGAUGCGCUCAGCGGCCUGUGGCUUGGUGUGUGAGUGGGCUCAGAAGGUCCUCAGCAGACAGUUUGAUGCCGUGGAGGACCUGGCUCGCUUCCUGCUCAACAGUCACUACAUAGGAACCAAGUCUAUGGCUGCCCUCACCGUCAUGACUGGGGCACCCACAGGUCUGAAGACUCCCACGCCAACCUCUGCGUUCGUGCCCACGUCCGAGGCCUCGUCCUUCCAGCCGCAGGUGAAGACGCUGGCCUCUCCCUCGGUAGACGCCAAGCAGCAGCUCCAGAGGAAGAUCCAGAAGAAACAGCAGGAGCAGAAGCUCCAGUCCCCCCUGCCUGGAGAGGCCCAGGGACAGGGACAGAACCAGGCCAGGAGGACCGAUGCCAGCACCCCAGGGCCAGCUAUCCCCUGUGGAAGUCCUGCCCUGCUUUCACCGCAACCUACCAUUGGUAUUGUGGUGGCAACCGUCCCCAGCCCCAUCACGGUCCAGAGGAGCAGGCAGCUGAUGACAUCCCCUAGCUUGGUGGGGUCCGCCGAGGGGAAGGUCAUGCCAACGGUGAACUUCCAGGUGGUCACCCACGCCCAGUCUCUGACCCACAGACAGUCCCCUAAAACGCCCCAGAACAUCUCAGCCAGCCCCGUGGGAGACCGCCUGGCUAGGCACAGGUACCCCCAGAUCCUCCCCAAGCCCUCUGCCACGGGGGCCAUCACCCUGCGUUCGCCCCCCACCCUGCUCAUCACCAACAGCCCCAUGAAAACCCACCACGUGAUCCAGCCCCAGCUCAGCUCCCACGUCAACGUGGUCAAGAUGACCGCCGUCUCCCUGACCCCGAGCAACACUAUCAGUACCAGCAGUAACAGUAUGGUCCUCAGGCCAGCUUCAGCCUCGGCCGGGGUGGGAACCACCACCACCUUUACCACCAUCGCUGCCCUAGAGGAGAUCCAGCAACAGGGACAGAGUCAGGGAGGCCCCACAGCUACCCCACAAUGCCCUGCAGUACGGCCUGGCACCCCAGUCUCCACAGUGGCUCCUGAGGCCAUCAUCACUGACAAUAACCCGGGCGUUGACUCUGAUAAACUGAGCACCAUACAGUCCCCCGGUGGGUCCAAUCGUUUAGAGAGGGCCACUAAGUACCGAGCGUCCAGCGAACCCUCGCUCCUGGUCAUAUGCUCCCCAGGACCUGAAAGAGUUGCCGCCAGGACCAAAAGCUACCCUUCCUCUAGCUCCCCUCCCACCUCUGCCACCAGUGCAGCGACUAUUAGGGUAGAGAACAAGCAGGACAGCAAUAACAACAGCUGCACCGCCAACUGUCACCAAGAAAGUCCUUUUUAUUUGACUGUUGUGCCCUCGGCCAAUCAGAACACUCCUAGCGUCAGCGGAAAGUCCUCCUCGUCCAAUGGCUUAUCGGCUGUUACCCUAUUGACUGCUAGAGACUCCUCCUCCUGUGCGUCACGUUCUAUGAGUCCUCGGAAGCGAAACGGCCCUGGUCUGGAUUCCUCCCACGUGAUCCCUGUGAAGCGUGUCUUCAUCUCCCAGCAACCUUUAGGUGUGACCUUUGACCCCAGACCAGUGGUUACCGCCGCUGUCAAGAGGGUCCCAGCCAGACAAAGCACGCCGGCCCGACCGGAGAGCGCCCCCUGUCGAGUGACGGUGAAACAACACCUAGUGCCCACGCAGAUCUUGGCGCUGUCUGACUCGCCCGUCGCGAACGCAGAGAUCUCCUCCUCCUCCUCUCAGACUGUCAGUGUGAAGCCCCAGUCCUCCUCGUUGCUGCUAGUUAAGCAGGAAGACCAGUCCUCUCUGACUCCACGUCUCAGCACUGUCAGCAGUCACACCAGCAGCACUGAAGCCUCUGGUACAACCACCACCGCAGUGUCUGAGCAGCAGCAGCAGCAGCAACAACAACAGAAACAACAGCAACAGGCCUUACAGCAGAUCACAGCAGGGACAGUAGGAGCACAGCAACACUCUGAGGUCUCUGGGAUGGCAGUAGGAGCACAGCAACACUCUGAGGUCUCUGGGAUGGCAGUAGGAGCACAGCAACACUCUGUCUCUGUGAUGGCAGUAGGAGCACAGCAACACUCUGUCUCUGGGAUGGCAGUAGGAGCACAGCAACACUCUGAGGUCUCUGGGAUGGCAGUAGGAGCACAGCAACACUCUGAGGUCUCUGGGAUGGCAGUAGGAGCACAGCAACACUCUGUCUCUGUGAUGGCAGUAGGAGCACAGCAACACUCUGUCUCUGGGAUGGCAGUAGGAGCACAGCAACACUCUGAGGUCUCUGGGAUGGCAGUAGGAGCACAGCAACACUCUGAGGUCUCUGGGAUGGCAGUAGGAGCACAGCAACACUCUGAGGUCUCUGGGAUGGCAGUAGGAGCACAGCAACACUCUGUCUCUGGGAUGGCAGUAGGAGCACAGCAACACUCUGAGGUCUCUGGGAUGGCAGUAGGAGCACAGCAACACUCUGAGGUCUCUGGGAUGGCAGUAGGAGCACAGCAACACUCUGUCUCUGGGAUGGCAGUAGGAGCACAGCAACACUCUGAGGUCUCUGGGAUGGCAGUAGGAGCACAGCAACACUCUGAGGUCUCUGGGAUGGCAGUAGGAGCACAGCAACACUCUGUCUCUGGGAUGGCAGUAGGAGCACAGCAACACUCUGAGGUCUCUGGGAUGGCAGUAGGAGCACAGCAACACUCUGUCUCUGGGAUGGCAGUAGGAGCACAGCAACACUCUGAGGUCUCUGGGAUGGCAGUAGGAGCACAGCAACACUCUGAGGUCUCUGGGAUGGCAGUAGGAGCACAGCAACACUCUGAGGUCUCUGGGAUGGCAGUAGGAGCACAGCAACACUCUGAGGUCUCUGGGAUGGCAGUAGGAGCACAGCAACACUCUGAGGUCUCUGGGAUGGCAGUAGGAGCACAGCAACACUCUGAGGUCUCUGGGAUGGCAGUAGGAGCACAGCAACACUCUGAGGUCUCUGGGAUGGCAGUCGGAGCACAGCAACACUCUGUCUCUGUGAUGGCAGUAGGAGCACAGCAACACUCUGAGGUCUCUGGGAUGGCAGUAGGAGCACAGCAGCACUCUGUCUCUGGGAUGGCAGUAGGAGCACAGCAACACUCUGAGGUCUCUGGGAUGGCAGUAGGAGCACAGCAACACUCUGUCUCUGGGAUGGCAGUAGGAGCACAGCAACACUCUGAGGUCUCUGUGAUGGCAGUAGGAGCACAGCAACACUCUGAGGUCUCUGGGAUGGCAGUAGGAGCACAGCAACACUCUGUCUCUGGGAUGGCAGUAGGAGCACAGCAACACUCUGAGGUCUCUGGGAUGGCAGUAGGAGCACAGCAACACUCUGAGGUCUCUGGGAUGGCAGUAGGAGCACAGCAACACUCUGUCUCUGGGAUGGCAGUAGGAGCACAGCAACACUCUGUCUCUGGGAUGGCAGUCGGAGCACAGCAACACUCUGAGGUCUCUGUGAUGGCAGUAGGAGCACAGCAACACUCUGAUGUCUCUGGGAUGGCAGUAGGAGCACAGCAACACUCUGAGGUCUCUGGAAUGGCAGUAGGAGCACAUCAACACUCUGAGGUCUCUGGGAUGGCAGUAGGAGCACAGCAACACUCUGAGGUCUCUGGGAUGGCAGUAGGAGCACAGCAACACUCUGAGGUCUCUGGGAUGGCAGUAGGAGCACAGCAACACUCUGAGGUCUCUGGGAUGGCAGUAGGAGCACAGCAACACUCUGUCUCUGGGAUGGCAGUAGGAGCACAGCAACACUCUGAGGUCUCUGGGAUGGCAGUAGGAGCACAGCAACACUCUGUCUCUGGGAUGGCAGUAGGAGCACAGCAACACUCUGAGGUCUCUGGGAUGGCAGUAGGAGCACAGCAACACUCUGAGGUCUCUGGGAUGGCAGUAGGAGCACAGCAACACUCUGAGGUCUCUGGGAUGGCAGUAGGAGCACAGCAACACUCUGAGGUCUCUGUGAUGGCAGUAGGAGCACAGCAACACUCUGAGGUCUCUGGGAUGGCAGUAGGAGCACAGCAACACUCUGAGGUCUCUGGGAUGGCAGUAGGAGCACAGCAACACUCUGAGGUCUCUGGGAUGGCAGUAGGAGCACAGCAACACUCUGAGGUCUCUGGGAUGGCAGUAGGAGCACAGCAACACUCUGAGGUCUCUGGGAUGGCAGUAGGAGCACAGCAACACUCUGAGGUCUCUGGGAUGGCAGUAGGAGCACAGCAACACUCUGUCUCUGUGAUGGGGAACAUGACAAGCACAGUGUUGGAAGAGUCAGCCGCAGGAUAUGUGGAGGAGCUGCAGAAACAGGCCUUCACUCAGACUAUCGCAGCAGAACACACCAAGCAGCAGGCCCUGGGUUCUACCGACCAACACCAACUCUCCAACAUCAUGUCCCAGACCUCAGACUCCUCUGAUCAGUCAUCUGGCCUUCACCAGGAGACGGUGGACUUUGCCUCCUCAGCCUCCCAGCACUACUUCUCCUUUAACGAUGACGAUAUGACCCAGGACAGCAUCGUGGAGGAACUGGUUCAGAUGGAGGAACAGAUGAAGCUGAAGGGCCUCCAGCCGUUGUUCAGUAGCUGUGUGGAUAAUAUAUCUUUCCAGGGCCAGCCUGGGGGCCCCCAGGGGCCCAUCCUCAACACUCACCACCAGGGGGUUUGUUCCUCUUUCUACCAGUCUGCCCAUAGCAGCACAACCCCCAUCCAGACUCCAACCCCGACCCCCACGGAGAUGUCUCUCGGUGGGCACGAGCUGACCAGAGAGAGCCCCUGUUGCCAUCACAGCAUGGCCCCUAUCACGCCCGUGGAGGGGCCUCUAGGAGGACGACACACCCCUAUGAGCGCUCUGUCUAACUGUUCUAGCGGCAUCCCGCCCAGCCCGGUGGAGUGCAGGAACCCGUUUGCCUUCACCCCUAUCAACUCCAGCAUGGCAGGGGGUUACCGCGAUGCCUCCGUGGUGUCUGUCUCCUCCAGUCCCAUCAAGCCCAUGCAGAGACCCAUGGCCACGCACCCAGAUAAGGCUAAACUGGAGUGGAUCAACAACCGCUACAACAGUAGUGGUACUGAAGCUACUGGAGGAGUCGGAGCAGGGCCGGGUUCCGGGUUAUCCAUCUCUAACCACAGCCUUGGUGGACUCCUGCCUAGUUACCAGGAUCUAGUGGAUGACCAUUUCCGUAAGCCGCACGCCUUCGCUGUCCCGGGGGGGCACAGUGGCCAGUCUUUCCAGGCUCAGUCCAGACAGCAGGACGGCAGCCAUUUUGGACAUCUCACCCCCAUCUGUCCGGUGCAACAGCAGUUGACCAGCGUAUCGACCACACCCACCAACACGGCAACCAAACAGGACGAGAGCUUCGCUGUGCCCGCCCCUUUGGACAGCAAGGGUGGAGCCUUGUCAUCAGGGGGCGGGGCGUUCCGUUGCCGCAGCGUCAGCCACGCCGUGAGUCAGAUGACCUUCAGCGGUAGCGUCACGCCAUUGGUUGUCUCGCAGUUUAGUUCCCCCAUGACCUCACAGGAAAUUCUCAUCAUUCUGUCCAACGGCCAAUCGGUGGGCGGCAACCUCCACAGCAUGGCCCAGCGCAGCCAAUCGGUGCCCUUAAACAUCAUGAUGCAGAGCGUCGUGGAGAUGCAGGGCAUCCAGGGACAGAACCAGAGUAACGCCACUAAGAUCACCAACGUCCUCCUGAGUAAGAUGGACUCUGACGUGGACGACACAGUCAGGGGCCUGGGCAUCAACAACCUUCCUUCCAACUAUACCGCCCGCAUGAACCUCACCCAGAUGCUGGAGACCCAGUCUCAGAAUCAGACUGCCCCUGGGUGCUCCACCACUGGAGGAGAUGGAGGAGGAGGAGGGGGGAACGUCCACCAGUCUCAGCUGCAGACCGUCAGCUCCAGCCCUGCCUCUUUCGAGCUCCAUCAGCACGGGGGUUAUCUCACCAGUACCGGAGGACGCGGCGGGGAGAUGAGCUUCAACCAAGCACAAUCAGGCCCUGGUGGUGAGGAUGUGGACCUGGAGCUACAGCAGAUCCAGGAGCUUCAGGAGGCCUCAGGACAUCUCCUUCCCCAGCUACUACAAACCCAGGCUAGGCCGCUCCUGAGUCCCCAGCUCCACACUCCCCAGGCCCAGCUCCAGAGUCCUCAUCCCCAGCUCCAGAGUCCUCAUCCCCAGCUCCAGAGUCCCCAGCUCCAGAGUCCACACACCCAGCUCCAGAGUCCACACACCCAGCUCCAGAGUCCCCAUCUCCAGAGUCCCCACACCCAGCUCCAGAGUCCCCACCCCCAGCUCCACAUUCCCCAGGCCCAGCUCCAGAGUCCCCAGGCCCAGCUCCAGAGUCCCCAGGCCCAGCUCCAGAGUCCACACACCCAGCUCCAGAGUCCACACACCCAGCUCCAGAGUCCACACACCCAGCUCCAGAGUCCCCACACCCAGCUCCACAUUCCCCAGGCCCAGCUCCAGAGUCCCCACACCCAGCUCCAGAGUCCCCACCCCCAGCUCCACAUUCCCCAGGCCCAGCUCCAGAGUCCCCACCCCCAGCUCCAGAGUCCCCACCCCCAGCUCCAGAGUCCCCACCCCCAGCUCCAGAGUCCCCAGCUCCAGAGUCCCCACCCCCAGCUCCAGAGUCCCCACCCCCAGCUCCAGAGUCCCCACACCCAGCUCCAGAGUCUCCACCCCCAGCUCCAGAGUCUACACACCCAGCUCCAGAGUCCCCACCCCCAGCUCCAGAAUCCCCACACCCAGCUCCAGAGUCCCCACACCCAGCUCCAGAGUCUCCACCCCCAGCUCCAGAGUCCCCAGCUCCAGAGUCCCCACCCCCAGCUCCAGAGUCCCCAGCUCCAGAGUCCCCACCCCCAGCUCCAGAGUCCCCAGCUCCAGAGUCCCCAGCUCCAGAGUCCCCAGGCCGGGUUCCAGAGUCCCCAGCUCCAGAGUCCCCACCCCCAGCUCCAGAGUCCCCAGCUCCAGAGUCCCCACCCCCAGCUCCAGAGUCCCCAGCUCCAGAGUCCCCAGCUCCAGAGUCCCCACCCCCAGCUCCAGAGUCCCCAGCUCCAGAGUCCCUACCCCCAGCUCCAGAGUCCCCAGCUCCAGAGUCCCCAGCUCCAGAGUCCCCAGCUCCAGAGUCCCCAGGCCGGGUUCCAACUCUUCCAGCCCAUCACCACCCAGCAGCAGCAACAACAACAGGAUGAAGAAGACAAAGCACAACAACAGCUAGACUUCAACAACACUGUUAAAGACCUGUUAGGCGACGACGGCGUCAACGUCCACGCUGAAGGCCUCAACCCCAGCUCUCAGCUGGUUGGUCAGGUGGCCUCGGAACUCAACGCCGCUGUGGCGUCCGACUUCACCAACGACAUCAGGCUGACCUCUGACCUCUCCAGUAGCAUCACAGACCUGAACACGUUGGACGCCGACCUGCUGUUCGAUCCGUCCAACCAACAGCAAGAACAGUACGAAGACGCCACACUGGAAGAGCUGAAGAACGAUCCUCUGUUUCAGCAGAUAUGUAGUGAUACUGUGAACUGCUCGUUCGACUGGCUGGAGUGCAAAGACCAGCCUACUACCGUAGAGAUGUUGGGCUAAUGAUGUUAUUGUGUGUGAACGAAUCGAAGCUCAUUGCCUUAUAUAGUUUACUAUGGGUCUUUGUCUAUUGGCCCUAGUCAGAAGCAUUGUACAAUACAAGGACUAGGGUGUGUCAAUUCAGAUACAGACUGGCUUAAAAUAAAUACGUAUAUUUAUGUUUUUUUUUUUUAAUUUAGAUUGUUUUGUCAGGGGAAGAAAAAAACUUCUGGACUCUCGGCCGUUUGUCCAGGGAAAAGUGCCAUCCUAACCUGGAAAUCUCUUUCAUUGUUAAGAUAUAUGAAUCGCAAUACAUUACCACUUAAUAUAUGCCAUUUAGCAGACGCUUUUAUCCAAAGCGACUUACAGUCAUGUGUGCAUACAUUCUACGUAUGGGUGGUCCCGGGGAGUCCCCAGCUCCCGGCACUAAAGUACUACGAAAAUAUGGUCUUUGAGACGUGGUCUGUGAGACGUGGACUGUGAGACGUGGUCUGUGAGACGUGGACUGUGAGACGUGGUCUGUGAGACGUGGACUGUGAGACGUGGUCUGUGAGACGUGGACUGUGAGACGUGGUCUGUGAGACGUGGAC